CUUAUUAAAUAGAUACCAUAAAUAUGCCUCACCCACGAUCUGCUGGAAAAAGUGAUGCCGAUGAUCAAAAUGAUCAAAUGCUGGAGGCAGAGUUGAAUAAAUUGAUCAACCAUCAUCGUGUUAUCGACAAGGAUCGAACUGCCUACCAGCAUGACGCAAUGGAAAGAAUCAGAGUCCAGGAGAGGGAAAUUAAACUAUUGGAAGCGGAGAGAGAAGAGCACUUAAAAAACCUCAAACUGGCUGAGAGCGACCAGAACCAGAGCAGAGACCAAAAGAAAAGUGAAGAACUUCGUCAGUUGGUGGAGGAGCGAGACGAGACCGAGGAUGAAAUUAAACAGCAGGCGGACGAGGAGAAACAACUGGACGCCGAAUUGAAGAGAGCCGAGAAAGAGUUGAGGGAGAAACUGAAGGCGUCCGGAGGAGCUUCUGGAUCGAGUGAGGGAGCCAGACAGAGAACGUCUAAACAGAUACGCACUCUGGAGAAUAAACUAGAUAAUACCCUGAAGAAGUUCAGCAGCCAGCUGGCAGACAACCAGAGACUGAGGAAGGAAGUGGACAGUGCUAGGUAUGAGAAGAACAGGUUCGAGGAAGUGUACCGGAAGCUGGAGCAGCACAACGAGGCCAUCCGGGUGGAGAUGGGCAGGAUCAUCGACCAGAGCAACCAGGCCUACGACCAGAGAGAGGAGGCCCAGAACAAAAUCAUAUCUGGAAAGGAGAAGGCCGACAAGGAGGAGGCGACGCACCAGAGUGAGAUGCGGGAGCUGCAGAGGAGUAUUGACCACGAGAAGAAGUUGAGACAGUUCAUGGACAUCAAGAAGAGCGAGAGGGAGGAGGACGAGUUCACCAAACAGCACAAGAGGAAAAAGGAAGAGGAGAUGCGUGAGAAGAAGGCGAAGGAGGGACAGAAGGACACUGCGGAGAUAUACGAGAAGGCGAUCAGGGAGAUAGAGAGGAUCACUGCCGCCUCCUCCACUCACAGACACGAAGGGGAUGAUCAGCUCGAAGGUGAGAGUAAAGAGAGUGAGAGCGAGCGGCUGGAGUUGAUAGUGAGUCGUUUCAUCGAGAACGAGGAGAGGAACUUCGCACUGUUCCAGUUCAUCAAUGACCAGAAUAACACCAUCGAGAAUCGAAAGGACGAACUAGACAAGAGACGGGUACGGGAGCGAUGAGGGAAGUGACGAAGAAGUGAAGCCGCUCUCGGUGGCCGAAUUGAGACAGAGGGCAAUGAGAAAUGUGGCGAAGAAAGAGAGGAUGAACAACCAAAUGAACAGCAUGAACAACAACGCCCAGUAUGAACAGACUCACAAGCAGGAACAGUCAAGACAUCGCAAACCAUCAGCACAGCGCAAGAAGUAAACAACAACAAUCACAAAAACAACAAUUGAAACGACAUCAACAAAAUCAACGUAAUUGUAUCACACAAGAAACCGAUAACACCCGCACCCACCCCUCCUCCUUGAUAAGAGUUUCCAGGUUUCUAAGAAGACCGUUCAAGUGUCUAUCUGUUCAAAUAAUCCAGGGAAAAAUGAACUCUAAGAAGAACUAAAGACAACCGGUACCUCCGAAGACUCGCUACGGACGUUAGUUUAGAUUAUCAUCUAUGUCUGUCCCGAACUACGUGUAAACUCUUCUCUAUAUAGAUCUAUAUCAGUCAUAUCAGCUCUUUUCUUUCGCAACUUCCUUUUGGCUUGCAUCGAUUAUGCCAGCCAGUUCAUAAUAACCUUUUCCAAAAGAAGUUUUUGAAAAGGAAAAGCGAGAGAAAAGUAAUUUGCCAAAUUAUAUCGUUUAUUUUUAACACCAAUAAGUGAAACGCAAUUCAAUUAUGUUCAAUGC
Molecule: messenger RNA, 1833 nt
Organism: Symsagittifera roscoffensis
Lineage: Eukaryota; Metazoa; Xenacoelomorpha; Acoela; Convolutidae
Product: coiled-coil domain-containing protein 63-like
Biological process (GO): outer dynein arm assembly; cilium movement
Cellular component (GO): axoneme
Source: RefSeq, a predicted model, not a curated record